AACUUCCUUUUCAAAUUUAGAAAAACGAAGGCUCCUUUUUUCCGGAAUGAUAAAGGGUCUAUGCGGAUUGAAUUUCUCUCACUCAAGCUGUGGAGCACAUUUUCACUGUCUUUACCAAGAUAACACGGCAAAAGGGAAAAUUCUAGACUAAAUUUCUAAUGAAAAUGGCUUUACCUUUACCAUGAUGACCUACAAAACAGUCCUGUUUCACGCUCACUGCAAUAGCUUGCAAAAGGUAUUCAAUUUGUAGCAUCUUCAGUAACAAAACUACUUUUUAAAAAUACACCCCGUCGAAGCGCCUUCUUCGAAAACGUUGAGUAAUUUUAAUUUGUGUCUAGUAGUUUGGCACCAAACAUCAAAAAUUAACAAUGCGAAAGGAACCUAUAUUAUAUUUGCUUUCUUUCUCUCUUUUUGGGUAAAUUUGCAAUCAUAUUUACUUUAAAGAACAGGUGCCUUAACUGCUGGUGGUAUUCACAAUCUUUUUCAUACGCACCGCUCUCAUAAAAUUCCCUCUUUACAAUUUCCACUUUUCCGAUUUUAAUUUUGCCUAUUCUUGCACAACUUAUUUGCAACUCACAGUCUACAUUAAAUUUCCUGCCUGGUGUAUGAGCAAACUAAUAAGCAUGAAAGAAGGAGCAAAUUUAUAAUUAUACCCGAAUAAUCAAGAGAAGACAGUAAUCGAUAUAUGUGCUUUUGAAGUUCCGCUUUCAACUGAGUAAACAUGGGGGACGUGACAGUUUUAGCCAACAUUGAAGGAGUCCAUGCAUUUGUCUUCGCACCAGAAAGUUUACCAGGCGAUUUCGCAAAUCAAGCAUAAGGAUUUGGUCACAUCAGUAAUUUUUGGCUUGGAACUUAACAAAUCCAACAAAGACAAAGGAACGAAAAACAAGACAUUUCCACAAUGAGUGAUCAACAAAACCAAAAUUCAUCGCUAAAUGGAGAUUCACAGGGGCGAAAUAGCGUGGAAAUUGUGCUGGAGUCCUUUACAGCUAUAAUCAUCUUCCUGGCCUCAAUUUUAACCAACUGCAUCGUUCUAUAUGUCAUAAGGACCAACCCUACCCUCAAAACUUUCACAAAUAAGAUAAUUGCAAACUUGUGUCUCGUUGAUAUGGCCGAAACAUUACUCAUUAUGCCAUUAUGGGUCACAAGUUUGAUCAAAGGACAAUGGAUCUUUGGCAAUAUCAUUUGUAACGUGUCAGGGUUUCUGUUCUUCGCAAUGGCAAAUGCAACUCUCUAUUCGUUGCUUCUCAUUGCGCUCAGCAGGUAUUUCAAAGUCGUGAAACCCCAAUUGUAUAAUGGCAUUUUCUUCGCAAAGAAGAGCAGACCAAAAAUCCUUCUUGCUCUGUGUUGGAUUGCGCCUCUCAUCAUCUGCAGUCCACCGUUGUAUGGAUGGGGAAAGUAUAAGUUCUACCCACAGUCUUUUCUCUGUACGUUUGAAUGGUCAUUUGAUGGACUACACGUUUCCUACUUGGUCUUCCUUGCGAUAACACAACCAUCUCCUUACAUAAUUUGCUGGUGUUAUUUCAAAAUUUACAACACUGUUCGACGAAACAGAAUCCAGAUUUGCACCAGAGCAAACCGUGCCGCUUGCAAAAACGCUCAUAACGCCGAGAACAUGUGCAUUCAUACUACACUGGGCAUAGCUUGCGUGGUCGUGCUUUGCUGGCUCCCAAAGGCAAUACUUGUUCUUUUGUUGGGAGGCGGAAAAAAAGGAUUAUCUUUGCCUUUAAUGAUAUCCAGUUAUCUUGUGUUCUUAGCAUGUUGCUUGAAUCCCAUCGUAUAUGGAAUGAUGAACCCUCAGUUCAAGCCAGCCUUCAAGGCAUUAUUUAUAAAAAGAGGGAUGAGGAAUCCUGACCUUGCUGCUUUUUCCACGUACUCGAUUCCAACGAUACAUUCAAAGUAGCCUUACCGUGGUCUGUGCAUUACAAAGAUUUUACCUAACUUUUCAAACAUCCCAAAAUAUCGGGUGGCAGCUGGACAAUGUCUUUACCAUUUGCACCUGUAUUACGUCAUCUAUCUUCCACUUUGGAUGUAAGAAUAUGAAUAUGAUCGACUUUUUAUAUUCAAGGAAAGAACAAUAAAGUGUAAAUUUGAAUCUUAUAAUGAGUUUUGAAGUCUUCUCUACUCGGUAGAUAUACUAAUCGUUCUCGCUAAGGUUGGUUCAGAAGCUUCAAAAUGAUUUAUGCCACACUUGCUGUUUCCUUCUGCGUUUGCCGUUUCUCUUCUUCCUUUUCAUUCCCUUAAUUCAUCCGAUAAGUACUUUUGUUGUAUAAACGAAAAAAAUCUCAAAGCCCUCUCGAA
Pocillopora damicornis (cauliflower coral) is the source of this 2301-nucleotide messenger RNA. RefSeq names its product G protein-coupled receptor 161B. Gene Ontology annotation, biological process: G protein-coupled receptor signaling pathway. Gene Ontology annotation, molecular function: G protein-coupled receptor activity. Gene Ontology annotation, cellular component: membrane. The record is from RefSeq and is a predicted model, not a curated record. NCBI's taxonomy places the organism in Eukaryota, Metazoa, Cnidaria, Anthozoa, Scleractinia, Pocilloporidae.